This is a messenger RNA of Dendronephthya gigantea, 1632 nucleotides long. RefSeq names its product bifunctional peptidase and (3S)-lysyl hydroxylase JMJD7-like. The transcript has 5 exons. The record is from RefSeq and is a predicted model, not a curated record. Gene Ontology annotation, molecular function: 2-oxoglutarate-dependent dioxygenase activity. NCBI's taxonomy places the organism in Eukaryota, Metazoa, Cnidaria, Anthozoa, Malacalcyonacea, Nephtheidae. The coding region runs from base 2 to 1516 and encodes 504 amino acids.
UAUGGCUGUCUUUACACGUGUCAUUUUCGUUUUAAAACUUUUCUUUAUUUAUCUGCUAAUAUUUGCAAUCGGCAGCCAAGAAGACAGAGAUCUUGACAGGAUUUCGCUGCACGAUAUUGAGCAAAUCACACGAAGGAGCUGUGUUUUAGCAGGAUUGCCGUUUGCAGAGAGUUUGAACGACCACUUUUUAAAUGUCCUUAGAAAGUUGCAAUUUUCGGCAUUUAAAUCUGAGCCGAAUGUAAGAAUUGCUUUACUUAAACAAGAGAAAGACUUGUUGAAAGCUAUCAAAUGGGAUGGCGGCGAUUUACCAAGCUUGUACAACGACUCGAUCGUAUUUUUUCCGAAGAUCAAGCCAGACAGAGUCUGUCUCACACCAAAGCCAAAACUGGUACUAACAGCAGAGGUUUGGAAGGAUAAUGUGGAUGCCCAGUUAUUGCUAUUGUAUCUGAACUCAAAGUGUGAAACCUUUCAAAUGCUUGAUGGAAGCCUCUCUGUGCAAGGAAAAAGACGUCAAGAUAUUUUGACAAACCUGUAUCACCUGCCAAGAGUUCCGUACCCUGCUGUUGCCGCAGAAUGUGAAAGGAUUGCUAUGCCAAGCAGGGAGGAAUUCAUCCACAAAUAUCUGUUCAGAUCUAAACCUGUUAUAAUUGAAGGUGCUCUCCAAAAGUGGACAGCUCUCAAAAAGUGGACAAACAUUUUUCUUGAGUCAAAAUUCGGCAAAAACAUGGUCCACAUCAAAAUGACUUCGGACGGCAUUUUCGAAGGCUGCGACAAGGCAAAGCACUUCUCCAAUUUUAAAACAUUUCAUGCUCCUGACUUUGUUUCAAAACAACUGCCAUUUCCUGAGCUGGUCGUUGUCCGACCUGCAACAAUGAAUUUAAAUUUUUCGUCCUUCAUGGAUAUGAUUCGCCGGCCACCAAAAACAAACAUGUCCGCAUACCUGGAGUAUUCCUCGAUUCCUGAUCAUAUGCCAGAGUUGGAACAGGAUAUUGCAGAGUUUGAUUUUGUAAAAAACAUUUUGACAAGAAGACAUCUUAAUAUCUGGUUGAGCAAUGGGAACACACUUGGGAAAUUGCACUUUGAUCCUUAUGAAAAUUUUCUGUGCCAGAUUAGCGGCUCGAAACAGGUGACCCUAUUCGAACCACACAAGAAUGAGGAGCUCUACGAAGGACAUAUACAAGAGGCCAUUUUGGCAUACGAUGAACGGUCUAAGAAAUUUUCCAAGAAAAAAUUACUAGAUAGCACUUCCAUGGUGAUGUCUCCUAUAGAUAUUCUUAGACCAGACUAUAAACAUUUCCCAAAAUUCAGAGAAGUUCCUGGAAUGAAAUGUACCAUUCGCGAAGGGGAUGUUCUUUAUAUGCCAUCAUUCUGGUGGCACGAAGUGCAGUCGAAGCCCAGCGAGGAAAAACGAAACUUGGCCGUCAAUUUUUGGUAUGAGCCGUUUCUUACGAAGGAAUUCCCGUGUGCUGAAUGCCCAAUGAACAUCAACCCACACUACUUUUAUAAUUUACUGUAAUCUCAUAGACUUUACAUAGAUCUAGGAAUAGAGUAUGAAAUUAUUUAAAUAGAGCCAGUUUGCAUGGGACCGAAAAAGGUUUCCUCCUGUAGUAACACUGGAUCAAUAAGAGAUGA